AGUGGUGUAGGUCCUGUAUACCACAGGGUUUCUUCUUGUGUUUCUAUGAUCUUUCGCAUAUUUUCUUCCAAGACCAUUACUGCUGGCUCACUCUCAUCUGUUACAGUUUCAGAGAAACGAUAAACUUUGUGAAAUGACCGGGCAAGCUUUUCUCUGGCUCCAGCGAUGACUCUUCCCCAAAGUCACCGCCGCCUCUCCACCUGCCGCCGUCACGUAGCCGAACCUGUCACCGGCUUCUGCGCCUCUUGCCUCCGAGAACGCCUGGCUGGCAUUGAUUCCGAUACCCACCAUGAAACCCCUGCCUCCAUCAUCUCUUCCACCGACCUACGCCGCAGCAAAUCGUACUCUGCAACCCGCGCUGGGAACCAUGAGGGCUCCUCCGUUGCCGAGCCGCGCCGGAAAUCAUGCGACGUUGGAUCGGGGAACACUCUCUCCGAUCUCUUCAGCCUCGACGAUAAACGAAGGAGAUUUAGAGUGUCAAAUUUAGCGGUUGAAUUCAAAGAAAUCGAGGAGAAUGAUGAAGAAAUUAGGGUUUCUGAGGAUAUCAAUCAAGUGGAAAAUGCGAGGGCUUUAAAUGAAGUCGAUGUGCACGAUGAUUUUGAAGAGGACGGAGAGUCCAAGACCAUGAAGGAAUUUAUAGAUCUUGAAUGGAACAGCAAGAACAAAAGAAAAGAUUUUAGGGAAAUCACUGGGCACUUUUUGGGUGUGGCUUCAAUAUUCAGCAAAAAAGUGAGGAAAUGGAGGCAAAAGCAGAAGAGUAAACAGCAGCAUAACCAUGAUAGUCUGGUAGAAGUUGAAAAGGCGAGUGUGAGUGUAAACCAGUUCAGAGAGACACGAUCGGAAAUUGGAGAGAAUGGUUUUGGGAGGAGAUCUUGCGAUACUGACCCGAGAUUCUCCCUUGAUCUGGCACGAAUAUCGUUUGAUGAGCCUAGGGCGUCCUGGGAUGGGUGUUUGAUCGGCAAAACAUAUCCUAGACUUACACCAUUGGUCCCAGUUGAAGAGAAGGCGAAUUUGAGCAGUGAAGGGGAGAAGAGCCCUGGUGGGACUGCGCAGACUAAAGACUACUAUGAGGAUUCGCUGAAUCCACAGAGGCGGAGAAGGAGCUUUGAUCAUUCUGGAACGAGCAGGAGAGUGGGAUUGGAAGAAGUUGCCAUUGUCAAUCCUGUGCCCAACGCUAAGAUGUCACCUGAAACUGUGGGAUUGUUUCAUGGUGCUAAGUUGUUAGUUACAGAAAAAGAGUUGAGGGAUUCGAAUUGGUACUCUUUCCAAGAUUAUUGCACAGAGAGUGCCAAGACUGCUGUCCAUGAUGUUGGUUCUUGUGUUGGCGAAGAUGGAUUCAACCACAAGAAGCGGCGGAAGUGGCUUAAUUUACGCAGCAUUUGGGGUUUGAUGCGUAGGAGUGAAAGUAAAUGUGACCACGAAGCAAAGGGUGUUGAAGGAACUGUGGCUGAUGAGUCAUUAGCUGAGUCUUGGCAGAAGUUGAGGAGGGUGGCUAAUGGAGAAGCAAAUGAGUCUUUCAGUGAUAAGCUUAUGCGCAGCUAUAGUGUAAGCACCAGAAACCUCUGUAAAUUAGAGGGAACCGGGAGUAGUACAGAGACGAAAGACAAACAAGAUGACCUCAUACUUCAGCGAAACAGAAGUUCCAGGUACUCUCCUAACACUCUUGACAAUGGUCUAUUAAGGUUCUAUUUAACACCAUUGAGGGGUGCUGGAAGGAGCAAAUCUGGUAACAGUAGUUUAAAGGACUUACAAUCAAUGGCAAGGGAUGUGUUGUAAGGAACCAAUAAUUGUUCUUAAAUGGGAUACCAUGCUGGGAGACAUGUGCUUCUCUCCUUAAUAUGUAAGCUAAAAUCACACAUGUUGUUAUGUUCUCUCUUGUAAUAAAGCGCCAUAGAAGUUGGCAAUGUUUUAGCUUGUGCUGUUUAUGUUUUGUGAAUGAAAUGAAAUAGUGUGGCAUCUCCUUCCAAGUCAA
Molecule: messenger RNA, 1972 nt
Organism: Tripterygium wilfordii
Lineage: Eukaryota; Viridiplantae; Streptophyta; Magnoliopsida; Celastrales; Celastraceae
Product: protein OCTOPUS-like
Exons: 1
Coding region: 166-1776 (536 amino acids)
Source: RefSeq, a predicted model, not a curated record